Messenger RNA from Rana temporaria (common frog), 3304 nucleotides. RefSeq lists its product as uncharacterized. Bases 265 to 2865 code for a protein of 866 amino acids. NCBI's taxonomy places the organism in Eukaryota, Metazoa, Chordata, Amphibia, Anura, Ranidae. The record is from RefSeq and is a predicted model, not a curated record. The transcript has 14 exons.
UAAUGUUUCCUUCUCUAUCUGAUUUCACCUAAAAACAUACUGGAAAGCAUUAAUGUGGUGUUCUAUUUCACUUGUGGAUAAUGUGAAAACAUUAACAUCAACCAUCAAGUCAAGCUGCAUUUAAUAUUACCUAUUAGCUCAUGGUAUUUUUAAUUUGUGUUUCAUUCAGACCCCCCUGGAGUCUCUUGACGAAUCCUAGAACCGGCUGUAUGCUCAAACCUUCCACAAUUUUUCUUAUGGACUGCAAGAAGCACAGACUCUGACAUGAAGAAAGACAUUGAAACUAUAAUAGCCCAAGAAAGAGCAGAAAUCAUCAGCAAAUAUGAGAAGGGAAGGCAGCCAGGGACUCAGAUUGACCCUUGGGAGGAUGCAGACUUUGCUCUGUAUAAAGUCACUGACAGAUUUGGAUUCUUACAUGAAAAUGAACUGCCUUCACGGACAGCAGCGGAGGAAAAGCAAAAGCAGCAGGAAAUUGAACGUGUGGACAAAUGGUUGAAAAUGCUGAAGAAAUGGGCAAAAUACAGGAACAGUGAGAAGAUGUAUCGCAGAGUGUACAAAGGAAUUCCUUUACAAGUCAGGGGGCAGGUCUGGUCACUGCUUUUGGAUGUUGACACAAUGAAGUCUGAAAAUGGGGGGAAAUAUGAGAAAAUGAAAGAUCUGGCCAAGAUGUAUUCAACAGAGAUCAAGCAGAUUGAUUUAGAUGUGAAUCGUACAUUCCGCAAUCACAUUAUGUUUCGAGAGCGUUAUGGAGUCAAGCAGAGGGCAUUGUUUGAUGUUUUAUCAGCUUAUUCUGUUUACAAUACGGAAGUCAGUUACUGCCAGGGGAUGAGUCAAAUUGCAGCAGUGCUGCUCAUGUACCUGAAUGAGGAGGAUGCCUUUUGGGCUUUAGCUCAGCUGCUAACCAACCAGAGACAUGCAAUGCACGGUUUUUUUAUUCCUGGGUUUCCAAAGCUCCAGAGGUUUCAGAGUCACCAUGAACAAAUUCUCAGCAAGUUCUUCCCAAAACUGAAGAAACACAUGGACAAGGAAGAUAUGUCUACUGGCAUUUAUACAACAAAGUGGUUUUUGCAGUGCUUCUUAGACCGGACACCAUUUACACUCACUCUGAGGCUGUGGGACAUCUAUAUUUUGGAAGGCGAGCGAGUGCUGCCAGCCAUGGCUUACACCAUACUGAAACUGCAUAAAAAACGCUUGUUGAAAAUGUCAAUGGAGGACCUUCGGGAAUUUCUCCAAGAGAAGAUUGCCCGUUCCUUGAGCUACGAUGAUGAUAUUGUGGUUGAACAAUUACAGACAUCGAUGGCAGAGCUAAGGAAAAUGAAACUUGAGCUGCCUCCUCCAGGUAAAGCUGAAGAGUUUCCCAAAACGACUUUGGGUCAGGAUAUUCCUGUACAUUUACAGCCAGUUAAAACAGUUGCAGAGCCCAAUGCUCAGAAAAAGGCGGAUGGUGAGAAUUCCCAACAAACCACCAAACCCCCCAUCGACAUUAAUGAUAAUAACUCGAAUGCAACUGAUGGCAUCAAGCCUCAAAUAUGUGCCCUACAGCAAAAUGGCACUUCCAAAGUUACUGCGGUAGAAGGGACGAGUAGCAAGGCAGAAGAAGCUACUUCUGCAGAGGUAGUAAACACUCCCAUGGAUGCGGACCAGUUUACUGUGGAGCAUGUUUCUACGAAAGCUCCUUCAGAUAAGUCAAAGCUUCAAAAUGUCACAUCUCCCAACAUUUCCCUAAACAAUAAAGCAGAAAACAUUUUGUGCCAAGAAACCCUUUUGCAGUCAAAUGAUCAGCAUGAAAGUGUACUUGAACCCAGUUCUGCAACAGAAGGAUCAUCUGAAUUUAAAACAAAAGUCAACAGCCUUAAUGUACCAGUUAUCAGUUCCCCUAUUACAGAAUGUACGCAACAAUGUGAUGAGGGCAAGAUAAUGGUCAGUUCCAAAGCCACAGAUGGUGCUGACAAUAGUCAAUCACAAGACCUGCAGCCAAAUGACAUAACAGAAAUGGUCACACCAGUAAUAAAUGCUGAAGUAAUAUAUUCUAAUGAAAACAUCCAUUCCUCACAAAGUGAGAGUGAAACAUUGUCUGUUAUUAAGAAUGAUCCUUCUUCUGACUCCUUGACCUUCUCUCAAACAGCAGAAUGUAUUCUUCCUACUCUAGAAGAUGAAAGUAAGGCCACCAUUAAUACAGGACAACAGGGUUUCCUUCUGCCCCCAGAAUUAGAGACCAGGAGAUGUUCUUCACAGUAUGAUAACAUGUCUGAUUUAGACCAAGAAGAAUGGCCUCCAUGUCCUACCGAUUCAUCUUUGAAUGAAUUAGAAAAACAAACAUUGCAGUCUGAUAUCUGUAUUGUUCUGGACUUGUCUGAUGAACAGCACAAAAGUUUAGGAAAGCUCCCACAGCUGAAACCUACAUUUUGCUACCAAGGACCAUCCGGCAGUGUGCCUUCAUUGCUUACUAGUCAUUCUGGUAUGAAAGAGCCACUCGGUUCUCGCACAACUUCCUCUCCUUCUUUAAAUGACAACUUUAGUCCCUGCCAAGUUAUUAAGACUUGUACCUCAGUUCAAGUCUGUCACGGUACCAUACAAGGAUUUGAGGACAGCAAGCAGAUAGCAUGCCCUCUGCCUAAUAGGUCCAAGACCAAGUAUGUUUCUUGUAACACACAGGAAAAUCAAGGUGACCAAACUGAUUCUGAAAGCCAAAUAAAAUAUGUAAAUGGCCCAGUGACUUCCCAGGAAGACCUCCCACUUCCAACCAGAAGUCCUAAGCCGAAAAUACCAGAGAAACCAACAGCUAUUCUUAAAGCUCUUUCUGAUAACAACUUUUACUCGUGUAAACAAACUGUGUCUCAGAUGACCAAGUCCAUAACAUUCUAGGCAAGAAUAUAGCAAGCAUGACAUGCCAUCUACUACAUCAUGUUGUGUGGCAUGUGAGCCAUUUUUAUGCUGGACAUAAAAAUAGGCACGACCCAUUGAAUAGACUUGUGGAAUCAGGACCAUGCAUAGUAUUUUUCAGCUGCGCUGGUUUGUCUGGCUGGAUUUUAACAUUUUUUAAUUUCUAUUCUUUUUAAUAUAAACAAAUCACAAAGUGCUUAUUUUUUACUAUUUUCAUGUUUUUGCUUUUAUUUUUAAGAAGUCUCUUGGCAAAUCUGGUAUUUAAUAAUAUUGCUUACUCAAACGUUGCAUAAUCUCCAAGUGGUACAAAGUGAUUGUUGCAAUGAUUGCAGUACUAGCACGUGGUCUUUUUUUAUUUAAUUGUUUUGUGAUUGCUUUGUGUUGUGGCUAUGGAAGUAUUAAAUGCAAGCUAUUUACAUUC